UGAAUCAAUCGUAGUUUCCGGUAAGUAAGAUGGCCGUAUACAUGACAUAGCUAAUGGAAAGUAAACUAAGAAGCUAGAUGUUUUUCAGUUCGCUAGAAAUUUACCAUUACAAAGCCGUAUGUCUUGUUGAAUAUCACAAGCUGCCAUGGAGACGCCGGAACCAGGCCCAGCAGAUGGAGAGGAGCGGCUGGUGGAGCUGAGGCCUCGGACUCGUUCCAACCCAGAGGGGGCGGAGGACCGUCGCAGCAGCGGCGGCAGUAUCGGCGGCAGCAUCGGCAACAACGGCACUCCCCAGCCGGCUGUGGGCAGCCGCAGCGAAGGCGAGGGGGAGGCCGCCAGCACCGACAGCCCUCCCAGCGCUGCCGCCGCCACCACCGCCACCGCCACCGUCACUGUGACCUCUGCUGCUGCCGCCACAACCCCUGCAGCAGUCAGCACCACAACCCCCCCUGCCAAAGACAGGCCCAAACCAGCACUGUCUUCUCCAGCACCCCCCCUGCCCCCCACCGCAGACUUCCAGCUGAGAGCGCCCAGAGUCAACUGCCCAGAGAAAGUGAUAAUUUGUCUGGACCUGUCAGAAGACAUGUCUCUGCAGAAGCUGGAGUCCUUUAAUGGAUCCAAAACGAAUGCGCUAAACGUCUCUCAGAAGAUGAUCGAGAUGUUUGUGAGGACAAAGCACAGGAUCGACAAGCGUCACGAGUUUGCCCUGGUGGUGGUGAACGAUGACGCCCUGUGGUUGUCUGGUUUCACCUCUGACCCCCGGGAGCUGUGCAGCUGUCUGUAUGACCUGGAUACCAAUGUCUGCGAGUCUUUCAAUCUUGAAGACCUUCUAAAUGUUAUCCUGCAGAAGAUAGAGUUGCCCUUCAUGGAGAACGUGCAGACCAUUCCCCCUCCAUUUGUGGUGCGGACCCUCCUGGUCUACAACCGGCACGCGGGCCAGCUGCAGUUCAGCCCCUCAGAGGCCGUCAGCAAGAUGCUGCAGUCCCCUUAUUUCUUCUUUGAUGUGGUUUAUUUACACAAUGGUGCUGAGGAGCAAGGGGACGAGAGUAGCUGGAAGGAUGUUUACACCUCUUUCUGUGACUUGGACUCGAAAGGCAUGUGCUACCGGUUUGAGGUGUCACUGUGUGGCCCUGCCGUCGAGCUGCACAACUGCAUGGCCAAGCUCCUGGCACACCCCCUACAGAGGCCCUUCCAAAGCCACGCCUCCUACAGCCUGCUGGAAGGGGAGGAGCCUCAGGAGGUUGAGGCCACUGUUUGAUUGUCUCAGGCGGGUGUGGGAAGUACGGAGGACUGUUGACACUGGGACGAGGAGGCGUGUCGUUUCCUUGGGCCACGGCCCCUCCCAUGCACUGAGUGAUAUCCAUGGCACAAGCUUCAAAAGGAGACCUCGUCACACAUGGCU
Molecule: messenger RNA, 1402 nt
Organism: Anguilla rostrata (American eel)
Lineage: Eukaryota; Metazoa; Chordata; Actinopteri; Anguilliformes; Anguillidae
Gene: babam1
Product: BRISC and BRCA1 A complex member 1
Exons: 9
Coding region: 146-1258 (370 amino acids)
Biological process (GO): mitotic G2 DNA damage checkpoint signaling; positive regulation of DNA repair; double-strand break repair
Cellular component (GO): nuclear body; BRISC complex; BRCA1-A complex
Source: RefSeq, a predicted model, not a curated record